Molecule: messenger RNA, 2333 nt
Organism: Carassius auratus (goldfish)
Lineage: Eukaryota; Metazoa; Chordata; Actinopteri; Cypriniformes; Cyprinidae
Product: transcription factor Sox-9
Exons: 3
Coding region: 161-1414 (417 amino acids)
Biological process (GO): positive regulation of chondrocyte differentiation; morphogenesis of an epithelium; chondrocyte differentiation
Cellular component (GO): nucleus
Molecular function (GO): DNA-binding transcription factor activity, RNA polymerase II-specific; RNA polymerase II cis-regulatory region sequence-specific DNA binding
Source: RefSeq, a predicted model, not a curated record
AUCUUUGGAGAGAGAGAGCGUCUCCACACACACACACACACUCACACAGGAUCUGUCCUCAUCUCAGAGAUACAUGUGGUCUGGUGUGAGUUUCUUCUCCCGAUCUGAGCAGUUGUGAGGACGCACUCCUCCGAGGACAGUCUCCAACUCUCUCUUCUGCAUGAAUCUCUUCGACUCCUUCCUGAAAAUGAGCGCCGAGCAGGACAAGGGUCUCUCCGACGCGCCCAGCCCGAGCCUGUCCGAGGACUCCGCCGGGUCUCCGUGUCCGUCCGGAUCGGGCUCGGACACCGAGAACAGCCGCCCGGAGGAGCACCUGAGAGCGUUUAAGAAGCACGAGGAGGAGCGGUUCCCGGUGUGCAUCAGGGACGCGGUGUCUCAGGUGCUGAAGGGUUAUGACUGGUCUUUAGUGCCCAUGCCUGUGCGGGUGAACGGCGCGCACAAGAGCAAGCCGCACGUCAAGAGACCCAUGAACGCGUUUAUGGUGUGGGCUCAAGCCGCGCGCAGGAAACUGGCGGAUCAGUAUCCACACCUGCACAACGCCGAGCUCAGCAAGACCCUCGGGAAACUCUGGAGGUUUCUUUAUUGUGAACUGUUUUUUAGGUUACUGAAUGAGGGCGAGAAGCGUCCGUUCGUGGAGGAGGCCGAGCGUCUGAGGGUCCAGCACAAGAAAGACCACCCCGACUACAAGUACCAGCCCAGACGGAGAAAAUCAGUGAAGAACGGUCAGAGCGAGAGCGAGGACGGCGAGCAGACACACAUCUUCAGAGCCCUGCAGCAGGCCGACUCUCCGGCGUCCAGCACGGGUGAAGUGCACUCUCCAGGAGGACUCUCAGGUCAGUCCCAGGGUCCCCCCACACCUCCCACAACCCCCAAAACAGAGCUGCCAUCCAGCAAAGCAGAUCUGAAGCGUGAAGGCCGUCCGCUGCAGGAGGGCAUCGACUUCGGGGCCGUGGACAUCGGCGAGCUGAGCAGUGACGUCAUCUCCAACAUGGAGGCGUUCGACGUCAAUGAGUUUGACCAGUACCUGCCUCCUCACGGACACCCGGGGGUCAGCAGCGGCGCACAGGUGUACUCCGCCGGAGGGGUCUGGAUGUCCAAACAGCAGCAGUCAUCGAUGACCGGCGGCGAGCAGCGGACGCAGAUCAAGACGGAGCAGCUGAGUCCCAGCCACGUGUCCUACGGCUCCUUCCACCUGCAGCACUACAGCACCUCCUACCCCUCCAUCAGCCGAGCGGGGUACGACUUCACCCAGCACCAGAGUCCCAGCAGCUCCUGCUACAGCCAGUACCCUUUCAGCUACGUGAGCCCCGGCCAGAGGCCCAUGUACACCCCUAUCCCCGACACCACCGGCGUCCCGUCCAGUCCACAGCACUGGGAGCAGCAGCCCGUCUACACCCAGCUGUCCAGGCACUGACGUUCUGGGACACUCGCAGCCCAUUUCGGAAAACGCUGGAAAACUGAAACAAACGGAAUGGCUCCCGACUGUGCCUUUUGAAAUUGUGAUUAUAUUUUUGUAGAUAUAAUGAGACAAGAGAAAUCCUCUGUGAGGACAGAUUCCAGAUACUUAUUUUAGUAUGUACUGUGUAUGUGUUUAUACGCAGCUCUCUGUGCCUCCCGGACUUCACCCUGGUGACAUUUUUGUAAAGACUCGUUUGCCUGAUAUUUCUGCUUUGUAUAUGUUUGUGGGGGAUUCUUAAAACCUGGUCAAAGCGUGUUGAUUUGUCAUCACGAGCAGGUGCUUCUAGAGUCCGUGCCUAAGAGCUCUUGUGUCUGAAAACUGCCUCGAGUCCAUCUGUGCCUACAGAGAUCACGCUCCCGGAGGAGGAACAGGAAGUGCCCUUUGACCUGAGGCUCUCAGCAGCUCGCCAUUGGUCAGAUUGUCAUUCCUCCAGUCUUAACCUCUUUAAUUUAUUCAUUAGUGUUCAUUUGACUUAAUGCUAUUUGCAUUCUUUCUUUUAAUUGGGCUUCGUACAGCUAAUUUGUGACUAAAUGUUUCUGGAGAUGAUUGCGAAUUAGUUGUAGUUCCAGCUUUAACCAUCUCAUUUAUUUAUCAUUUCUUAAUGUUUCCAUUUAAAAUAUUCCUCUGAUAAUCUUGAUGACUUCUAGUUGUGAAACCUGAUCAAACCUUUUAUAGAAACAACUGGAACUUGUGGUUUUUGUUUGUUUUUUGGCGUCUCUAACAUGUCAACUUCUGCAGGCUGUUGGCUACAUCUCUACGAAAAACACUUUCUCUUGGGUUUUUUAAUUAAAAACAAUUUUUUUUAAAGAAAAACUGUAAAACAUGCCACCGUUCAAAAGAAGCUCAUCUUUUGUAUCAUAUUGUUUGCAAUAAA